Metarhizium album ARSEF 1941 is the source of this 2943-nucleotide messenger RNA. Its product is annotated as ABC transporter. The transcript is spliced from 9 exons. The coding region runs from base 1 to 2943 and encodes 980 amino acids. Gene Ontology annotation, molecular function: ATP hydrolysis activity; ABC-type transporter activity; ATP binding. Lineage: Eukaryota; Fungi; Ascomycota; Sordariomycetes; Hypocreales; Clavicipitaceae. The record is from RefSeq and is a predicted model, not a curated record. Gene Ontology annotation, cellular component: membrane. Gene Ontology annotation, biological process: transmembrane transport.
AUGGCUGGAUUAACAGACACCAUUCGCGCAAUUGUGUCAAGCCUUAGAACCAACGAAAUCAGGUCCUCGCGCGCUUUCCGUCUCUUAUCCGUGCUACAGACCGGCGCCGCGAAUUGCACCUUUACUUUUGCUCCCGUUCUCGGUCUGGGAACUUUUAUUAUCUUGGCAAAUGCCAAUAAUACAGAGACCCUGACAGAAGGUGUUGCAUUUGCAGUUUUGAGUCUGUUCCAGUUGCAAGAUAGGCCUGUGAUGUCCUUGCUACAUGGGUUCGAGGACUUUCAAACCAUCUUCAAUGCAUUCUAUCGCGUGCAAGCCUACAUCUUGUCCGCUGAGAGAGAAGAUUGUCGAGUCACUCUUCGACUGUCACGCCCGUCAACCGAUGAAAACUCGCAGCCAACAUCGGACCUAGUGGUGCCUGUAAAUGGUAUUGUGACAGAGCCUGGAAGCCCCAAGACUUCCACUCGCAUUGCUGCAGGUAGUGUUGUUAGCUUGAGGGAUGUCGCAGCGGGAUAUUCUGAAAAAAUGAUCGUCAAGGACAUAAACCUCGAAAUCGCUCGUGGCAAGACAACCAUGAUAGUUGGACCUGUUGGCGCUGGUAAAUCGACGCUAUUGCGACUCAUUCUCGGCGAAUUGCCCAAGGUUUCGGGCUCUGUUGUCUCACAAUAUUCCAAAUGUGCAUUUGCCCCCCAGUCACCAUGGAUCACCUGGGGUACCAUACAGAGCAACAUAUUGGGAAUGUCGGCAUGGAAUCCGGAGUGGUAUAAUACAGUCGUUCGUGCGUGCUCGCUAGAUACUGACUUUGAAGACCUGCCAGACGGAGACCAAACAAAAACCGGCACACGAGGCUCACGUCUCAGCGGCGGCCAGCAGAUGCGUGUGUCGCUCGCUCGUGCUUUAUAUUCCAGGAACCCACUCGUCAUACUAGAUGAUGUGCUCACUGGACUUGACCGUAAGACCGAAGCCAGCGUUUUAGAGGCUGUCUUCGAUGCUGGCGGUAUUCUCGAGAAGGCCGAAUCAACUGUUGUUCUCGCCACCAAUUCAGCCGGUCAUCUUCGUUUUGCCGACCACAUUGUAGUCCUCAACAAGGAAGGCAAUAUUGCCGAGCAAGGUACUCUUGACCAGGUUUCUACGUCCGGUGGCUAUGUGCAGCGAUUGGCAAGCCUGCCUGCCGCCGAGACGUCGCGACAGGACGUGUUGGAGUUGCCAGAAGAAGUUUACCAGGAGCUUGGUCUCUCCAACGAAGACGACGAGCUUGGUUCUGCGCGUCAGACCAGCGACUUGCAGGUUUAUACUUACUACAUAAAAGUGGCCGGUGCAUGGACUUUUUCAAUUUACUUACUAAUCUGCGCGGCCUACACAUUCGGGCUCAGCUUCCCUUCAAUAUGGCUACAGUGGUGGACCGACUCCAACGCAAAGUACCCCAAUGAGAAUAUUGGCUACUGGUUGGGUGUUUAUUUCGGCCUCGCCGCUCUGGCGGUAGUAGGCUGCAUGGGAUCUGACUGGGCUUUCCGUAUGAUGUUGGUUCCAAAAACGUCACGCAAAUUCCACCAACUUUUGCUCGACACUACAGUGCGGUUCAGUCAGGACCUGCAGCUCAUCGACAGCGAUCUUCCACAAUCUCUGGAUGAGACCGUCAUGAAUUUUCUUGGCGUUGUCGUCUCAGCCGUGCUGGUGUUCACCGGCUCGGGUUACGUUGCUGCUGCGAUUCCCGUUUGCACAGCCCUCAUUUUCCUUAUUCAAAUGUUCUAUCUACGUACUUCGCGCCAGCUGCGAUUGCUUGAUAUCGAAGCCAAGGCCCCCUUGUUUUCCCACUUCAUUGAAACUCUAGGAGGCCUUACUUGCAUACGUGCAUAUGGAUGGUCCGCAGAGUACACAGAACGAAGCUAUGACGCUCUUGACACCUCUCAAAAGCCAUAUUACCUACUGUGGUGCAUUCAGAGGUGGCUAACCCUUGUUUUGGAUCUUCUGGCCGGCGGCAUCGCCGUCAUGCUGGUUGCAUGUGCAACAAUGGUUCGCAACGGAUCAACUGGCCUGCUGGGCGUAGCGCUUUUCAACGUCAUCAAUUUCAGCGGCGUUCUUCAGAGCUUUGUCACGCAAUGGACACAAUUGGAGACGGGCCUUGGUGCCAUCGGCCGUAUAAAAGCCUUCGUCCAGGAUACAAAACUGGAGGAUUUGGGUGGAGAGGUGGACGACUUGCCAGAUGACUGGCCGUCGGCCGGUUCCAUCGUUUUUGAAGGCGUUUCGGCCUCGUACGACGCGUCUGCUAAGCCUGUUGUAGAUGGACUUGAUCUAGCCGUUAAACCAGGAGAAAAGAUUGCCCUAUGCGGGCGAACAGGAAGUGGCAAAUCAUCACUUCUCUUGACAAUUCUUCGCAUGCUCGAGCUAGACGCGGGCAGCAUAACCAUUGACGGGUACAACAUUAGCAAGGUAUCGCGUGAGGAAUUGCGCAGGCGUCUGAACACAUUGCCCCAAGAACCCUUUUUCCUGCACGGAAGUGUGCGUGAGAAUGUUGACCCUCUACAAAUAUCUACAGACGAGCGCAUCAUUGAAAAGCUGCGCGCGGUUCAGCUCUGGGAUCUGCUACAAAGCCGCGGUGGACUUGACGCCCCAAUGAGCGAGGAUUCUCUGUCUCAUGGUCAGCGACAGCUGUUCUGCCUCGCCCGUGCGAUUGCGCGCCCGGGUAACAUUGUCAUUAUUGACGAAGCAACCAGCAGUGUCGAUUCAGAAACGGACGAACUCAUGCAGCGGAUACUGGGGGAGGAGCUUGAGAAGCGCACCCUCGUAGCCGUUGCCCACAAGCUACACACCGUGCUGGACUUUGAUCGAAUCGUGCUCAUCGACAAGGGGAAAGUAGUUGAGUCCGGGAACCCCCAAGACCUCCUGGCCAACCCAACGUCGGCAUUCUACAAGCUUUACACCAGUGCAGCCGGCACUGCCGAGUGA